AUGAGUACAAAAGUUUGUUAAAAUUAAAAGCUAUUUAAUGUAGUUGAUGAUUUUAGCAUGAUAUCCUAAAAAUCUAUUUAAACGAGUGAACAAAAAGUAAUCAAUUUAUAAUAAGUUCUUAUUGCUAAAAUUGGUACGAGCUUUCACUAAGAAUUUAACAUCAUCGACAACAAAUUAGCUGCUGCUACUUCUGAUGCUUAGAGCUUUUAGCUUCAUUUUUCUUCUUCAGGCAAGCAGGCAAGAUUAUUUCUGUAUUAAAAAGAAAAGCAAUUAAAUAAUUACAUAGAUAAUUUUAAAUUCCUUAACUUAUGA
Messenger RNA from Tetrahymena thermophila SB210, 312 nucleotides. RefSeq lists its product as hypothetical. NCBI's taxonomy places the organism in Eukaryota, Ciliophora, Oligohymenophorea, Hymenostomatida, Tetrahymenidae. The transcript has 3 exons. The record is from RefSeq and is a predicted model, not a curated record.